This is a messenger RNA of Impatiens glandulifera, 1308 nucleotides long. RefSeq names its product aquaporin-5-like. The record is from RefSeq and is a predicted model, not a curated record. NCBI's taxonomy places the organism in Eukaryota, Viridiplantae, Streptophyta, Magnoliopsida, Ericales, Balsaminaceae. Gene Ontology annotation, cellular component: membrane. The transcript has 3 exons. The coding region runs from base 166 to 1113 and encodes 315 amino acids. Gene Ontology annotation, biological process: transmembrane transport. Gene Ontology annotation, molecular function: channel activity.
AUUGAAAUAUCAGAAACUUAAACAGGCACAAAGGGAGAUGAGCAAAUGGGUAUAAAAAGGCAUUUGGCCUGUCAAGUUAUCUAAUAUACUAUUUCUACUAUCAGCAGAGCAGUUCAGCAGUAAGCAAAUUUAAGAAACUAAAGAAGGAAGGUUAAGCUUCUAUUAAUGGCUUCAGAUAUUGGGGAUGAAGAAAGCCUUUCUGGGAACAAAAUCCAGCCUCUCAACUCCACACCCAAGUCUAACAAGUGGAAACAUGAAGACGAAGGAGCUCCCGUCACUCUAAGUGACAGACUGGCCUUGGGGGACUUCUUCUCCAUAAAUGUAUGGCGAGCUGCAGUGGCGGAGCUUCUAGGCACGGCGAUUCUAGUCUUCAUGAUCGACACUAUCGUCAUCUCCACCAUUGAAACACAUAUAAAAGCACCAAACCUAACAAUUUCAGUCCUAAUUGGCCUCACCAUUACAGUCCUACUUCUGGCUGUUUUUCCGAUCUCCGGCGGCCACAUCAAUCCGGUCGUCUCCUUCUCCGCCGCACUAGUGGGCCUCAUUUCCAUCCCUCGAGCCUUCAUCUACAUUUUGGCCCAAUGUGGUGGAGCCCUCUUAGGGGCAAUGGCGGUUAAGGCUGUAGUUAGCAGCGCCAUUCAACAAACCUUCUCCUUGGGUGGAUGUACUCUUACUAUCAUUGUCCUCGGCCCACAAGGCCCAAUAACUAUGGGCUUGGAAACGGCCCAGGCCCUAAGUCUUGAGGUGAUAUGUACUUUCAUUUUCCUAUUUGGUUCUAUUUGGAUUGUUUUCGAUGAGCGCCAGUCUAGAAGAUUUGGUCCAGUUGUAGUUUGUUCGAUUGUUGGAACCGUUCUCGGCCUGUUAGUGUUUGUAUCGACAACCGUAACAGGCGCAAAAGGGUAUGCAGGGGCCGGGAUAAACCCGGCUAGGUGUUUGGGCCCAGCGGUUAUUAGAGGCGGUCAUCUAUGGAACAGGCAUUGGGUGUUUUGGGCUGGGCCUGGGAUCGGGUCUUUGGUUUUCUAUAUCUACACGAAAAUUAUUCCGCGACAACAUUACCAUGCAAAAGGGUAUAAACACGAUGUGGUGGAAAUUGUGAAGGCGAGUAUAAUGUAGUGUAGUUGAGUAGUUAGAGUUUUUUCUUUAUUAAGCGAAUCAAUGAUUCAACUUUUAUUUAGUGCACUUUGAAAAAAAAGAAUAAUCACGAUUAAAGUUGACAAUGUUAAUAAUGUUAAGAACAUGUAUCAUAGCAAUGUAUGUAUUGUGUACUACUAUCUUCUCAUCAAUAAAAUAAAAUUAAUUUCUCUGCUU